Pseudocercospora fijiensis CIRAD86 is the source of this 420-nucleotide messenger RNA. RefSeq lists its product as uncharacterized. The transcript has 2 exons. Gene Ontology annotation, cellular component: nucleus; cytoplasm. The coding region runs from base 1 to 420 and encodes 139 amino acids. The record is from RefSeq and is a predicted model, not a curated record. Gene Ontology annotation, molecular function: protein tyrosine phosphatase activity. Lineage: Eukaryota; Fungi; Ascomycota; Dothideomycetes; Mycosphaerellales; Mycosphaerellaceae.
AUGUCAAUCUAUACAAUCUCAGACCUCACCUAUAUCUCACGCCACCAAUUGGCGCCACUAGUCCGCGAGCAGAAUGCAGGCUUAGCAGUAAUAGAUGUGCGAGAUAGCGACUACAUCGGUGGCCACAUCCGGGGAUGCCAAAAUGUACCCACUGCCACGCACGACUACCGGAUUCCCGAACUGGUUCGGACGCUGAAGGAAAAGGACACUGUGGUCUUCCAUUGUGCGCUUUCGCAGCAACGAGGUCCAUCAAGUGCUCUCAAGUAUCUACGUGAGCGGGAGCGGUUGCAGGGCAAGGGUGCACAGGAGAAGCAGAAGGUGUAUGUUCUGGAUGGCGGAUUCUCGAAAUGGCAAGAGGACUAUGGCGACGACAAGGAACUUACAGAAGGCUACGUGAAAGAUUUAUGGGACAACUACUGA